UGCCUCCAGGCUCCAACUAGUGCAGAGAUUUCUCAUUUCUUCCCUUGCCCAGCAUCCUGGCAGCAGCAUCACUCCAUUUCUCAUUUCUCAUUUCUUCUCACAUUUCAACUAGGGCAGUGACAGCAGUGUAGUGGAUUGCAGUGAGUGAGUGAGUGAGUGAGUGACAGUGGCCAGCAGUGAGAUACUGGGAUCAAUGGCUCGGGGAAGAGGCAGUGCAAUGCGAGGCGCCGUCGCCGUCGCCGUCGCGUUUCUCUCCGCCGUGAGCUGCUUCCUCCUGUCCGGCGUCGGUGUCGCCGACGCCGCCACCUACUACGUCGGCGACAGCCUCGGUUGGUCUUUGGGCAGCGGGAGCUGGCCCAGCGGGAAGAAGUUCCACGCCGGCGACGUCCUCGUGUUCAGGUACUUGCCGUGGAUGCACAACGUGGUCGCCGUCGACGAGGACGGGUACGCCGACUGCAACCCGCCGCCGUCGUCGAGGUACUACACCUCCGGCUCCGACAGCGUCAAGCUCGCCAGGGGGGACAACUUCUUCGUCUGCACCCGCUACGGCCACUGCAACCUCGGCAUGAAGAUGGUCAUCACCGCCGUGUGAAGACUUCUCGCGCGCGCGGCAUACGAUGAGCUGUUUCGUCUCGAGCGAGCGGAAAAUCCGGUGAAAUAGAUCUCUAGCUUGUUCCAUCCGGCUCGUUCUCGUUUCUGCAUUUGUUUCAUUAAUUAGAGGAUUUUCUCAAGCUGUUCUACGUUGGCGUGAGUGCGUGACUAGAUUUUUUUUCUUUUUUUUUUGCGUGCAAUGUUAAAUCUGACAGACGUAUUUGUUCUGAAGAAAAG
Molecule: messenger RNA, 828 nt
Organism: Oryza brachyantha (malo sina)
Lineage: Eukaryota; Viridiplantae; Streptophyta; Magnoliopsida; Poales; Poaceae
Product: basic blue protein-like
Exons: 2
Coding region: 194-592 (132 amino acids)
Cellular component (GO): plasma membrane
Molecular function (GO): electron transfer activity
Source: RefSeq, a predicted model, not a curated record